AGAGUAGCACGCUCAGCGCCGACGCGACCCCCAAGCCGCCGCACACGGAUUGCACACAUAUAUAACCGUCUCACAGACUCCCCUUGUUCUGCAUCCCAGCUCCAGCUCCGUACCACCACUCUUUAAUCUCUGAGAGCUACCUGCAACCGCAGAGGAUCAUUCAAGAUGCCGCGCCUCGGCCAAUACGACUAUGUCUUCGCCAUCGGCACAUUCUUUGCCCUGCUCGAUGCCUACAACAAUGGUGCUAACGAUGUCGCCAACGCGUGGGCUACCUCCGUCUCAUCCCGCUCCGUCUCCUACCGCCAGGCCAUGAUUCUCGGUACCAUCUUCGAGAUGGUCGGUGCCAUCACUGUCGGUGCCCGUACUGCCGAGACGAUCAAGAACGGAAUCAUCCCCAACAAUGCCUUCAAGGGUAACGCCGGUGUUCAGAUGCUUGCCUUCACUUGUGCUCUUGCCGGUGCCUCCAUCUGGGUCAUGUGGUGUACCAAGCACUCCGCUCACGUUUCGUCGUCCUACUCGCUCAUUUCUUCCGUCGCUGGUGUCGGUGUCGCUGUUGCUGGCGCCUCCAAGGUCCAGUGGGGAUGGAACAAGGGCAAGGGUCUCGGUGCCAUCUUCGCUGGUCUUGGAAUGGCUCCCGCUGCCUCUGCCUGCUUCGGCGCCAUCAUCUUCAUGUUAAUCAAGCUCACGGUCCAUCUACGCAAGAACCCCAUCCCAUGGGCUAUCUGGACCGCGCCCUUCUUCUUCUUGAUCGCCGGUACCAUUUGCACACUAUCCAUCGUCUACAAGGGAUCGCCCAAGCUCGGUCUCAACAAGAAGCCCGCGUGGUAUGUCGCUACCGUCACCGUUUCCUGCGGUGUUGGUCUUGCCGGUCUCGCCUUCCUCUUCUUCGUGCCCUACCUCCACGCCAAGGUUGUCAAGCGCGACCACACCGUUCGCUGGUGGCACGUCUUCCAGGGACCUCUCCUCUUCCGUCGUCCCGCUGUCGAGGGCGCCGAGGCUGCUGUUGUUCCCGACUACGCUGUUGUUCAGCACGAUGACGAGCUGAAGCCCGCCGAGUCUCUCUCUGACUCCGACAAUGGCGUUGUUGGUCACGAUACCGAGAAGGCCGCUGUCAUUGCCGAGCACCGCCAGCUUAGUUACAAGGAGCUUGUCGCUCAAGGCCAGGAACGUUUCCACGCGAAGCUUCGCAACAAGCGCGGCCCCCUCGGCUGGGCCAUGCGCUACCUCCACGAGAACAAGAUCCAGACCGGUGAGAUCUAUGAGAAGAAGAACAUGGUCAUCACCCUCAAGCGCAUUCCCGCCAUGCUGGUCGUCGGUUGCCUCUACGGUGUAAACUACGAUAUCCACGCCGCCCAGACUGGUAUCCACGGCACUCCCGAGGGCAAGCGUAUGGAGCGCGUUUACAGCCACGCUAAGAAGUACUCCAACGAGGUCGAGCACACCUACUCCUUCGUGCAGGUUCUCACUGCCUGCACUGCCUCCUUCGCUCACGGUGCCAACGAUAUCGGUAACGCUGUCGGUCCUUGGGCUGUUAUCUACUCGGCCUGGAACACUGGCAGUGCCGCUUCUUCCAAGGCACCUGUACCCAUCUGGCAGCUUGCUGUUCUCUCCGCCACUCUGUCUCUGGGUCUCAUCACCUACGGUUACAACAUCAUGAAGGUCAUGGGUAAUAAGAUCACUUACCACUCUCCUAGCAGAGGUUGCUCCAUGGAGAUGGGUGCUGCUCUUACUGUCCUGAUCUUCUCGCAAUACUCGCUCCCUGUCUCAACGUCCAUGUGCAUUACCGGUGCUACCGUCGGUGUCGGUCUCUGCAACGGAACGAUCAAGGCUGUCAACUGGCAGCGAGUUGGCCUCUUGGUCUUCUCCUGGAUCAUGACCAUCCCCAUUGCCGGUACCAUCGGUGGUCUGUCCAUGGCUAUCAUUCUCAACGCUCCUCACUUCCGUUAAGCGGUACGCCGCUAGCAUAUCGAUGAUGCAUUGAUACAUGGUUCUUAGUUACGUCUUCUCAAAAUGUCCGGUUUAUGAAUACCCUCUUUUUUUU
Cucurbitaria berberidis CBS 394.84 is the source of this 2041-nucleotide messenger RNA. Its product is annotated as phosphate permease. The record is from RefSeq and is a predicted model, not a curated record. NCBI's taxonomy places the organism in Eukaryota, Fungi, Ascomycota, Dothideomycetes, Pleosporales, Cucurbitariaceae. Gene Ontology annotation, biological process: phosphate ion transmembrane transport. The transcript has 3 exons. Bases 166 to 1947 code for a protein of 593 amino acids. Gene Ontology annotation, cellular component: membrane.